AUGGCGAUGGGUACUGGUAGGAUAUGUAAUGCUCUGCAUGGGUUGAAGCCAGUGUUGUUAAUGGUGGUGGUUCAGUUUGCAUUUGCAGGAGUUAAUAUUCUCUACAAACUGGCCGCUAACGAUGGAAUGAACUUAAGGAUUCUUGUUGCAUAUCGCUUCAUUUUUGGAACCGCCUUCCUUCUUCCUAUUGCUCUUUUCAUUGAAAGGAAGAACAGGCCAAAACUCACAUGGAUGGUACUCCUGCAAGGAUUUUUGUCUGGCUUGUUCGGUGGAUCGUUAUCACAAAAUUUGUACAUUGAAAGCUUAGCCUUAACAUCGGCCACAUUUGCUUCUGCCAUAUCCCAACUCAUCCCAGCUAUUACCUUCAUCUUGGCCAUCACCUUCAGGCUGGAGAAAUUGAAUUUGAGAAGCCUAACAGGGAAGGCGAAGGUGUUGGGAACAUUAAUGGGAAUAGGUGGAGCAAUGCUUCUGGCCUUUUAUGAGGGUGUGGAAAUCAAAAUAUGGUCCACGCAUGUUGACCUUUUACAUACAAGUCAGCAACAACACAGCCACUUGGCAUCAUUACCGCAUAGAGAUUCUGGUGAUCGACUAUUGGGUUGUCUACUGGCCUUCGGAAGCUGUAUUUGUAACGCUAUAUGGCUCAUUAUCCUGACUAAAAUGAGUGUGACAUACCCUUGCUAUUAUUCAAGCACUGCUUUAAUGUCAGCAAUGGGGUCAAUCCAGGCCGUUGGUUUUGCCCUCUGCAUGGAGAGGGGGUGGAGCCAAUGGAUGCUAGGGUGGAACAUUAGGCUUCUAACAGCGGCAUACUCGGGAAUUAUGGUCACUGGGCUAUGUGCUACAUUUAUUUCUUUGUGCAUAAGCAUGAGGGGCCCUUUGUUUGUAUCUGUUUUCAACCCUCUUAUGUUGGUGCUCAUUGCCAUCGUUGGGUCUUUGGUAUUAGAUGAGAAGUUGCAUCUUGGAAGCGUUUUGGGAGCAGUGUUGAUAGUGUGUGGCUUAUAUGCGGUGCUGUGGGGUAAGGGCAAAGAAAUAGAGAAGAUGAGUCAUUUAGUACCGUCAACAAGCUUUCAUCAUCAGGAUUCUGGCUCAAUUGAUAUUGUGAUAAUGCCUCCAGAUAACAAUAAGGUCAACAGCAACAACAUCGAGAGCCCUACAAAUAACAAUGCUUCAAAGGCUACUAGUUCUGCGGUCAGCAUGAUUCAUUGAUUCAAGGAGAGGGGAAGAAUAAAAGAGACAUUUAAAAAUCGAACUAGCAAAAACAAGUGAUAAAGGCAUUUAUAAUUUAGAUUAUCUUUGGACGACAUUGUAUAUAAAUAUUCAUAUACAUGUAUGCAGUCCAACAUUCUAGCGGAUAGGAUGUUGAGUUUCUACUCAAGCG
Malus domestica (apple) is the source of this 1375-nucleotide messenger RNA. RefSeq names its product WAT1-related protein At1g25270-like. NCBI's taxonomy places the organism in Eukaryota, Viridiplantae, Streptophyta, Magnoliopsida, Rosales, Rosaceae. The record is from RefSeq and is a predicted model, not a curated record. Gene Ontology annotation, molecular function: transmembrane transporter activity. Gene Ontology annotation, cellular component: plasma membrane.